Molecule: messenger RNA, 1758 nt
Organism: Lodderomyces orthopsilosis Co 90-125
Lineage: Eukaryota; Fungi; Ascomycota; Pichiomycetes; Serinales; Debaryomycetaceae
Gene: HEM1
Product: 5-aminolevulinate synthase
Exons: 1
Coding region: 1-1758 (585 amino acids)
Biological process (GO): heme biosynthetic process
Cellular component (GO): mitochondrion
Molecular function (GO): pyridoxal phosphate binding; 5-aminolevulinate synthase activity
Source: RefSeq, a predicted model, not a curated record
AUGGAGUCAGUCAUUAAAGUUUCCAUGUCAGUUUGUCCUUUUGUUCAAUCUACUUCCACUCAAGCAUUGCGUCAAUUGAGUAAAUCUUCUGGUGGUUUGGCUCAACGUGCUCGCCAAUGUCCCUACAUGGCUGAUGCGCUUCACGCUCAAGAGCAACAUCAACAACAACACCAAGCCGUGAGAUCUUACUCUUCUGCUACCAACCCAAGAAGAGCAAGUGUUAGCCGUUCAGCUACCCCUGAUGCUUCUGCUUUCGUUCCACCACCAGCAUCACCAUACCGUUUGAAAAAUGAAAACUUGACCGGUGCUCAAGUCAAUUUCAAUGGAAAUGAACAAAAAUUCGAUUUUCAAGGGUUUUUGAACGACGAUUUGAAUAAAAAGAGAACUGAUAAAUCAUAUCGUUUCUUUAACAAUAUCAAUCGUUUAGCUAACGAGUUCCCCAAAGCUCAUCGUGCUCAAGAGAAUGAUAAGGUUACUGUUUGGUGUUCAAAUGAUUACCUUGGAAUGGGUAAGAAUGAAUCCACUUUAAAUGAAAUGAAACGUGUUUUGGACAAGUAUGGAUCAGGUGCUGGUGGUACUAGAAAUAUUGCUGGUCAUAAUGCUCAUGCUAUCAAAUUAGAAUCUGAAUUAGCUGCUUUGCAUAAGCAUGAAGCGGCGUUGGUUUUCAGUUCAUGUUUUGUUGCCAAUGAUGCGGUAUUGUCAUUGUUCGGACAAAAAAUUAAAGAUUUGGUAAUCUUUUCUGAUGAAUUGAACCAUGCGUCAAUGAUUCAAGGUAUUAGAAACUCUCGUGCAAAGAAACAUAUUUUUAAGCAUAAUAACUUAGCUGAUUUAGAGGAAAAGUUGGCUCAAUAUCCCAAAUCCGUCCCCAAAUUGAUUGCAUUUGAAUCAGUUUACUCCAUGUGUGGAUCAAUUGCUCCAAUUGAAGCUAUCUGUGACAUGGCCGAAAAAUACGGUGCAGUCACCUUUUUAGACGAAGUUCAUGCUGUUGGUAUGUAUGGUCCUCACGGUGCUGGUGUUGCUGAACACUUGAAUUUUGAAGCCCAUUUGAAACUGGGUAUCAAUCCUGCUGAUAUUGAAACUGUUAUGAGCAGAGUUGAUAUGGUUACUGGUACUCUUGGUAAAGCUUAUGGAUGUGUUGGUGGUUAUGUUACUGGUAAAGCCAAUAUGAUUGAUUGGUUUAGAUGUUAUGCACCUGGUUUCAUUUUCACCACUAGUUUGCCACCAGCAAUUAUGGCUGGUGCCGCCGAAUCCAUCCGUUACCAAAGAGCUACCUUGAAAGAUCGUAUUGCUCAACAGAAAAACACUAGAUAUGUCAAGGAAAAUAUGAACAAGUUGGGAUUGCCAGUUAUCCCAAACCCAUCCCAUAUUGUUCCAGUUUUAAUUGGUAAUGCUUACGAUGCUAAAAGAGCUUCUGACAUGUUAUUAGAUAAACACAAGAUUUAUGUUCAAGCCAUCAAUUUUCCCACUGUUCCAAUUGGUGAAGAGAGAUUAAGAAUCACUCCAACUCCAGGUCAUGGACCAGAAAUCUCCAAUCAUUUGAUUGAAGCUGUUGAUGAUGUUUUUAAUGAAUUGAAUUUGAAGAGAAUCAAUGAUUGGACUGCAACUGGUGGAUUAUGUGGCGUAGGUCAAGCUGAUUGUGCUUCAACUCAACACAUUUGGACUGAUCAACAAUUGGCUUUAACUGAUGCUGAUUUGAAUCCAAAUGUUAUUGAUCCUAUUGUCGCUCCAUUGGGUGUCUCAUCAGGUGUCGCUUUGUAG